Messenger RNA from Drosophila novamexicana, 2503 nucleotides. RefSeq names its product ras-GEF domain-containing family member 1B-like. Gene Ontology annotation, cellular component: plasma membrane. NCBI's taxonomy places the organism in Eukaryota, Metazoa, Arthropoda, Insecta, Diptera, Drosophilidae. Gene Ontology annotation, biological process: positive regulation of GTPase activity; Ras protein signal transduction. Gene Ontology annotation, molecular function: guanyl-nucleotide exchange factor activity. The record is from RefSeq and is a predicted model, not a curated record.
AAUGCAACGGAGCAAGAGCGAAUCCAGCAGGCAGCUCUUGACGCUGCCCGCGAGUGCGGUGCAAGCAUAGAAGAGUCGCCUGGCAGCGAGAGCAGUAGAAGCAGGAGCAGGAGCUGGAGCAGAGGACGGUCGGGAUUCAAAUGUCGUCGUCGAGCAACGGCGGCAUCAAUAGUGCCACAAAUGGCCGCAGUGGCAGCACUGGCAGCGCCAAUAUAAGCCUCAAUCUGAAGGCCAAAUCGGGAACAACAACAACAACAAACACGACAACGACACACAAGACUUUGCCGGAUCUGAAGACGCAACGGAGCAACAGCAGCACCUUGGCCACACAUCGACGCGACAGCUCGCAUGUGGAGAAGUCCCUGCUGCCGGAGCGGCCGCUCAGCUAUGGGCCGCCGCAGCAGAGCAAGGCUGUCGGGCUGAGCAGGGAGCCCAGGGAGGGGCAUCUGGUUCUACUGUGAGGUAAGCUGCAUUCGGGCACGCUGCAGUCCCUCAUCAUGCACAUGGUGCCCACGCAUGACUACUAUCCGGAGCACGGUUAUCUAUUUGCGUUGCUAAGCGGACGCUUGUUCAUACGGCCAUACGAGCUGCUCGCGCAGAUCUCUAGCAACUGGGAGCAGCAGCAGCAGCAGCAGCAACAGCAGGCAGCUGGCGGCGGCUGCGAUGUGGUCGAUGAUGCAGUGGCUCAGCCGCCGGCGCUAUCUCUGCACUUGAACUCCGCCUCGCCGCUGACACAGCGCAAGGGCACAGCGGCUGGCGGCCAGGAACUGGAACUGGAGCCGAAGCCGCAGCAGCGCACAUUGACGCAACGUUCGGCGCAGCAUUGCAUACGUUUGCUGUCCGAGUGGAUUGAGAUCUUUCCAUAUGACUUUCGGGAUGAGCGCCUUAUGCAGCAGGUUCGCAUACUGGCCAGAAAGUGUGUCUACAUCGACAACUCGCUGGGCAAGCAGGUGUCGCGCAUAUUGCAGCUGCUCGUCGCACGCCUGAAGGCUCUGGAGCAGUACGAGGAGUUUCUGCAGACACUCAGCAAUGAGGCCAUCGAGCAACAGACCCAAUGCCAGCAGCAGCAGCAGCAGCAACAACUACAUCAUCAUCAUCAUCAGCAUCAUCUGCAUUUGCAUAAUCCGUUUCAAACGUUUCUGGGCAGCUCCCAUGUUUCGGCGAGUGGCCACACAACAACGAAUGGAACUGCGACGAGCGGCGGCUCCGCGAGCAGCGGCAAUUCCACAAAUAGUGGCAGCAACUCCGCCUCGAGCACACCACAGCCAGAUGAGGUAUUUGGCAUUAUGGACCUUUGUCCCAGCUGCGAGCAUUUGGCCCAUCAGCUAACGGCCAUCGAACUGGAGCGUCUGUCGCAUAUUGGACCCGAGGAGUUUGUGCAGGCCUUUGCCAAGGAUUAUCAGCAGGCCAAAUGCGCAUCAGCCACAGGCAACGCGCCCGUCGAUGCGACUGCGGCCGCGGGUGCGGUAAGCGGCUCCUUGAACGAUAUGAAGAAGACACGCAAUUUGGAAUCGUAUGUGCAGUGGUUCAAUCGCCUCAGCUACUUGACGGCCAGCGAAAUUGUUAAGUAUCCGAAGAAGAAGCAGCGUGUACGCAUUAUCGAAUAUUGGAUCGAGACGGCACGGGAAUGCUUCAACAUUGGCAAUUUCAACAGUCUGAUGGCCAUAAUAGCUGGUCUGAAUCUAGCUCCCAUUGGCAGACUUAAAAAGACGUGGUCUAAAGUGCAAUCGGCUAAAUUCUCUGUGCUGGAACAUCAAAUGGAUCCAACAUCGAAUUUUAAUAGUUAUCGCUCGACGCUUAAAGCUGCCAUGUGGCGCUCCGAGGGCGCUACAGAGGAACGCGAACGCAUAAUCAUUCCAUUUUUUAGUUUAUUUGUUAAGGUAUAUUUUCUGAACGAAGGCUGCUCGAAUCGUUUGCCAAACAAUCAUAUCAACUUUGAGAAAUGCUCACAACUCGCCAAACAAGUCAUGGAAUUCAAUGAAUGGAAGAAGGUCACUUGUCCAUUUGAGAAAUUGCCGAAUGUAAUUGCCUACCUGCAGCAUAGUGCGGUGCUCAAUGAGAACACACUCUCGAUUGCAUCCUUUGAGUGUGAACCGCCCGAGAAUACCGAGGAGAAGGAUCGCUAUAAAACUGUGAAAGCCGAAACGAAGCAACAAUUGAUGCAGCAAUUGCAAGAACAACAACAACAACAUCAGUAAUAGUUGACUCUUAAGCUAUUUAGUAUACAUACUAAUUUAAGUUACGCUUAAGCGCUUGCCAUGUUUAUUUUUUUAUAAACUUAAGUUUUACAUAAGUCGAUUAUACAUUUUAAGCCGGGUUGAGAAUUGUUUAGGCUAAGCUCAGCAAUUAGUUCAGACAAGACGCAUGCGCUGCAACUUCUAAGCUGCAAAUGACUUCAAAAGCCAUUUACUGCAUCCUUGAAAGCCUUUAUCUGUAUAUUUUCUUUUUUUUAAUUAAGCCCAUUCUAAACAUCCAUUUGAAAGCGACAUUUUCAUGGAGCCUA